This is a messenger RNA of Drosophila hydei, 1989 nucleotides long. RefSeq names its product sodium- and chloride-dependent glycine transporter 1. Gene Ontology annotation, molecular function: glycine transmembrane transporter activity. Gene Ontology annotation, cellular component: membrane. The record is from RefSeq and is a predicted model, not a curated record. The transcript has 9 exons. The coding region runs from base 191 to 1960 and encodes 589 amino acids. NCBI's taxonomy places the organism in Eukaryota, Metazoa, Arthropoda, Insecta, Diptera, Drosophilidae. Gene Ontology annotation, biological process: sodium ion transmembrane transport.
UUGAUCGUCAACAUGUCUAGAGUAUAGGCUGAACUGACAUUAAUUUGAAUUGUUACAAAAUAUUCCUUUUUUUUUUUUAUAUUUCUUGACUAGUUUCAGAGAUAAUACCGUGAAAGACCAAAGUGUUCUUAGGUCUUAUACAAAAAUCAUGUUCAAAACGUUAAUUGCAAAUUAAAAGUUUAUUCGUGGAAUGAAACGUACGGAAGCCUCGAAGACCCGGAAAUCAAGAAAACAGAAAAGAAUCAAUCGCGAUGCGAAACGCGGCUUUUGGAAAUCAAAAACAGAGUUUGUACUCACUCUCAUUGGCUAUGCCAUUGGCAUUGGCAAUGUUUGGCGCUUUCCCUACCUCUGUUACCGCAGCGGCGGAGGUGCAUUUCUCGUACCAUACCUUCUAAUGGUUAUUCUUUGCGGGAUUCCACUAUUUUAUAUGGAAGUGCUGAUUGGCCAAUUCUCAAGCACCGGCUGUACGAGCAUCUUUCGAUUGGUGCCGUUACUAAAGGGCACUGGCAUUUGUAUGAUGAUUGUUAACAUGUAUUGUCUCUGCUAUUAUUCUGUCAUCAUAUCAUAUCCGGUGCGCAUGCUGUAUUACAGCUGUUGGAAGACCGUGCCUUGGGUAAGGUGUGAUCAUUCGUGGAACUCGCAGAACUGCACAAAGAUUGAGGACAUGAUCGGUGAUAAAAGCGUUACACCCGCUGAUGAGUUCUUUCAUCUUGAGGUAUUGCGUAUCUCGAGUGGCAUUGCUGAGCUUGGUACCAUUGUGUGGGAGCAGUUACUCUCCUUAUUGAUUACAUGGAUCAUUAUAUUUUUGUGUGUGGUGCGAGGCAUAAAAUCGGUUGGCAAGGUGGCUUACUUUACUGCACCGUUUCCUUAUGUACUGCUAACAGUACUUUUUGUUCGUGGCGUAACCUUGCCCGGAGCAGCAAGUGGCAUCAAGUUCUUCUUCUAUCCGGAAUGGCAUCGGCUGCUCGACUUUAGAGUCUGGUCAGAUGCAGCUAUACAAAUGUUCUUUGGCCUUGGGCCUGGUUGGGGCGGCAUUAUCAAUAUGGCAAGCUUUAAUCGGUUUCACAACAAUGCUAAAUUCGAUUCAAUUUUGGUUGUGUCAGUCAAUGUAUUUACGAGCAUAUACGCUGGCGUUGUGGUAUUUUCCGUGUUGGGCUUUUUAUCCAAUAUGUCGGGUAAAUCUGUGGCAACAGUCGCCACAUCUGGUGCUGGCCUGGCGUUUGUCACAUAUCCCGAAGCAAUUGCAAAGAUGCCCCUGCCUCAAAUAUGGGCAGUUCUGUUUUUCAUAAUGCUCUUCCUCUUAGGCAUUGACAGUGUGUUUGUUCAGCUGGAGGCCAUCUCGUCAUCGAUCUUGGAUGAAGUCAACGCCCUGCGCAAAUACCCGUUGGUAGUGACGAUACUCCUGUGUGUCUUUUUCUUCGGAUGUUCGUCCAUAAUGUGCACCAACGGUGGCAUGUAUAUAUUACAAUUAUUCGAUUGGUACUCGUCGGCUUUAUCAAUUAUUGUUAUAUGCUUGGUGGAGAUUAUCAUGAUUAUGUAUAUCUAUGGCACGGACAAUUUCUUAACAGACAUGGAGUUUAUGUUGGGCAAGCGGCCGAGUCUCUUUUGGAAAAUUACUUGGACAUAUGUCACGCCAAUUGUGCUAAUCUUUAUUUUGUUGACCAGUAUAUUAUUUCUGAGAGAAAUCACAUACAAUGGAAUUAGCUAUCCAAAGUGGGCCAUUGCUCUGGGCUGGCUUAGUUUCGUAUCCUCGAUAAUUUGGAUACCGCUGUACAUAUUCUAUAUAAUGAUUCGAAAGCGGAAGACUUUGAACCAAAGCCUGCGAAGGCGAUUGAGGCCACUGGAUUGGACCCCAGCCGAUCCACAGGAUCGUGCAGAAUACGAAGUCUUUAAAAGGCAACGAAAUCCCGCCAACUUCAUGUCUGAUUCGGAGGCAGAUUCCUCAAUGGUCCCGAAGUAAACAAUUUCCUUUUGUAACAGUAUCAAAAA